AUGGCCGAAGCUGAUAUCGCCGUCAUCGGAUUGGCCGUCAUGGGUCAGAAUCUAAUUCUGAACAUGAACGACCACGGCUUCACCGUCUGUGCCUUCAACAGAACCGUCAAAGUCGUCGAUGAUUUCCUUGCCAAUGAAGCAAAAGGAACAAAAAUCAUUGGAGCUCAUUCGAUUGAGGAGAUGUGCAAGAAGUUGAAGAGACCUCGUCGUGUGAUGAUGCUCAUCAAAGCUGGAACUCCUGUCGAUAUGAUGAUCGAUCAAAUCGUUCCUCAUCUCGAAGAGGGAGACAUCAUCAUAGAUGGAGGAAAUUCCGAGUAUACCGAUUCGAACAGACGCGCCGAACAGCUCGCAAACAAGGGAAUUCUAUUCGUUGGAUGUGGAGUUUCCGGAGGAGAAGAAGGUUAG
Molecule: messenger RNA, 405 nt
Organism: Caenorhabditis remanei
Lineage: Eukaryota; Metazoa; Nematoda; Chromadorea; Rhabditida; Rhabditidae
Exons: 2
Coding region: 1-405 (134 amino acids)
Biological process (GO): pentose-phosphate shunt, oxidative branch
Cellular component (GO): cytosol
Molecular function (GO): NADP binding; phosphogluconate dehydrogenase (decarboxylating) activity
Source: RefSeq, a predicted model, not a curated record